Molecule: messenger RNA, 2005 nt
Organism: Drosophila montana
Lineage: Eukaryota; Metazoa; Arthropoda; Insecta; Diptera; Drosophilidae
Gene: ppk
Product: pickpocket
Exons: 7
Coding region: 25-1854 (609 amino acids)
Biological process (GO): sodium ion transmembrane transport
Cellular component (GO): plasma membrane
Molecular function (GO): ligand-gated sodium channel activity
Source: RefSeq, a predicted model, not a curated record
GACGUGCGUGGAGGCGUAUGGAACAUGGCCGCAACCGUGGUGCAAGAGGAGAAGCCCAGCUGCUUGCUGCCGGGUCCGGAGCUGUUGGCCUUGCCGGGAUUCGACUACCAACGCGCCAGCAUCACUUCGGCGGCGCUUAGCGAUGUGCCGAGCGAUGUGAUUAUCAAAUCUCGGAUCCGAUACGGCAGUCGUCUGUCCGCCUGCAAGGGUCUUCUGCUGGAGUACUCGAAGAGCACCACCAUACACGGCAUACGCUACAUAUUUGAAGUGCAUCGCCCCAUCUAUGAGAAAUUAUACUGGCUGGUGCUGACUUGCACGUCGGUCUACUUUGCGGUUUCGCUCAUUUGGGCCACCUACCUGAAGUGGCAAGACUCGCCGGUCAUAUUGGGCUUCGACGAGACGCUGGUACCCGUGCAUAAAAUACCAUUCCCCACCAUAACCAUAUGCCCGGAAAUCAAAAUGGAGCGCAAUGUCUUCGACUAUGCGAACAUCUCACAACAGAUUUGGCAGGACUUUAAGGAAAACAAUCAAUUCUCCACCGUGGACGAGCAAGAUCUGGAGCGCCUGGCCGCGACAAUGCACAUUUGUGACUCGGAUGUGGCUGCCAAAUUCGCGCCGCUGUUGUCGAACCUGCGCAGCAAGCAACCGCAGGAUGUGACCGAGACGCUGGUGGGUUUGAGCAUAUCGAAGAAUGAAACGGGCCCAUUUUGCCGCUGGAAUGGUCGGUUCUACUUUUGCGACAAGCUGUUUGACUUUGUGGCCACGGACGAGGGCAUUUGCUAUCAGUUCAAUGGACUGAGACCCAGGGAUAUAUAUCGCGAUGAGCGUUAUGUCAGCUACGUGGAUCCGGAUGAGGUUGAUUUUCAGAACUACUUUGACCAGGAUUUGCCCAGACUUAAUGAAAUUAAGGGCAACUGGUCGCUGGAUUCGGGCUUCGUAAAUCAAGGCCAGAACUCGUAUCCACAGCGCACGGUGGCCUCUUCGGUUCGCAACGGUUUCUUUGCCUUUCUUCAGGGCCUGGAGCACAAUUACGACUACGACUGUCGCAGCUUUAAGCAAGGCUAUAAGGUAUUUCUUAACUCUCCGGAGAGCGUGCCGCUCACCUCCGGCAAUUACAUACUGGUGCCCCAUGGCCAUGAAGUCAUGGUUAGCGUGCUGCCCAACUAUGUCGUGUCCACGGAUAAUUUGCAUGAAAUUAGCCCUGAAAAACGUCAGUGCUACUUCGAUGACGAGCGCGUUCUUAGGUUCUUCCGCAGCUACUCGCAGAGCAACUGCCAGACCGAGUGUCUGGCCAACUUUACAAUGGCCAAGUGUGGCUGCGUCAAAUUCUGGAUGCCCAAGCCCUUGGAUGUACCAGUUUGCGGUCUGGAGAGCAUUGGCUGCUACACUGCCGCUCAGGACGAGCUCUACAGCCUGCUGCAGAACCAGACGAUACAGCAGAGCCUCGACCCCAAUGCCAAGGUCAUGUGCAACUGUAUGCCCGCCUGCACCUCGCUGGAGUACAACUUUGAGAUCUCUCGUGCCUUCUACAACGUAGAGAAGACAAUUCGCGCUUUUCGCGAGGUGUACGAGCACACGGACGCCAUUGGCUCUCGUCUGACCGUGUACUUCAAGGAGCAUCAGUUUACGGCCAUUAAGCGUACGAUUCUGUUUGGCGUAUCCACUCUGAUAUCCAAUUGUGGCGGCAUCUUUGGCCUAUUCAUGGGCAUCUCCAGCUUAAGCUUUAUAGAGCUUGUCUAUUUCUUCUCGAUGCGCAUUUGCGGCAGUUGCAGCCAGCGGCGCAAGCGCAAGGCCAUGCGUCACAUAUUUUCGCAGGAUCAAAAGGAACAGGAUCAAGUGCAACUUGAGCCGUGAGGCUCUAUUCGUGUUUGCUUACAUUUUCACAUUAUAUAUUAUCUACUAUAUACUGUAUGUACAUAAUUGGAGUCUUUGCUAUUCCACUUAUGGCUUACCUUUCGAAAUUAACAUUUUCCUCAAUAAAAAAUUUAAGUUUUUUUGAGAGAUA